UUGCGAUGUUCCACCAUCAUAGCAUCAACGCCGUGAAAAUUAAGUGAAAUUUCAUAGGCUUUUUGCGCGGAAAAUACAGUGAGAAAUCAUAUUUUGUGUAUCCCAGCGUGAUCGUGAGUGAGCGAGGUUCGUGAAAAUGCUCACAACCAAGCAGGAAGUUGAUCGGCACGUGCGCACGGCGUUUGCAAAGUUGCGCACGGAAAAUGAGAGAAAUCUCCGAGGAUAUCUCAUAGCGAAGCUGUACUUCAAGAUAGGCGAAUUUCCCAGUGCCCUGCACUACGUUUCCACGUACAUUUCCGUGAAGAGGGACAACGCUUCGGCGUACAAACUGCUCGGAAAGUGUUGCAUCGCCCUGAAGAGGGUGGAAAGUGCCCUUGAGGCUUAUCAAAAAUCCCUCCUGCUGGACCGCAAUCAGCCAGAUCUGGUCGUGGAAGUGUCCAAAUUGCUGCUGUCGGACGAAUCUAACCUCACUUCCAGCAAGGUGAAGUUCUGGAAAGAUCUCGUGAUGCGCGACGACUCCGUUCAGGACGAAUCUGUGCUCAAUCUGCGCCUCAAGCUCAUGUCCGCGAGCAAUGCCGGCGACGGCGUGGAGAGUGUCAUCAUUCAGGAGAUCCGGAAGAAGCCUCAGGACGUGAAUCUCCGGAUUCGACUGUUGAAGCAACUUCUGGAGCGCAAGAAGAUCUCCGAGGCGUUCAAGUACGUGAGUGAGAUUGAGACGAAGCAUCACGAGCAAUUCACGAGGUCGCUGGAGUGGUACAAUGCCGUGAAUCUUGUUCUGUCCACGUUCAAAAUCUCGGGCGAUUCCGUGAUCACCAACAAAGACUUCUGCUGUCUCUACCUGAAUGCCCUGGAGAGGCAGAUUCAUCUCAAUCUGGAGGCCGACUCGGCUCUGUCGUCCGUCCGUAGUGGCAAUUUGAGCGAAUGUGCUCGAAUUCUCUUCGAACUGGACCAGUUUCUUUAUCAAUUCCAAUUCUCGCAGUCGAGCAUCGAUUUGCGUGCCGAGGUGGGAAUUCAGCUGGUGAAUUACUUCCGCGGACAGUUUUGUCUGCACGCAGCGACUCUGCUCUUCAAGCGCGACUUCACUGGCAGCGUGGAAUGGCAAGAAGCCACGAAGAACAGCUUUGUUCUCCUGCUGCAUGCCUAUCAGUGUGGCAGCCUCGAGAUUCCGGACAAUCUGGUGCGUCAGGUGCCGGAAGUGAUGAAGCAUCUGUUGCUCGAGUGGCAGAAUCAGAGUGCUUUCCGGUGUCUUCAGGCGGGAAGGACACUCUUGGCGGCGAGCAAACAACAUCAAGACCUUCUGAUGCAGAUCCGCGGCAAGUGUUCCAACUCCGCGUGGAAACAGGCACUGUUCAAGCUCCUGUUCAAGUCCAGUGAUCAACUCAGCGCCAUCAGCACAUCAUAUUUGACCACAUGUGCCGCUCUGACUGAACCGCUGUACGAAAUGCCGACGGUGAAUCACGUGGAGGCAUUUGCCAAGUCAUCCAGUCUCUUGAAUCCCGCUUCUUUGGCUCAUCAAGUGUACGUGCGCCUCAAGACAAGCACUCUGUCCGAGUGUGACUUCACAGGAUUUGACUGUCUCAGCUUCUCAAUGUCCAAUCUCAUCAAUUGCGCUCCAACGACACUCAAUCAGCUGGACAUUGAGACUUUCCUCUACGCGACGGUGUUCCAGACGCGACGGGAGUUGGAAUUGGUCGCCCGGCGAGGUCAAUCUGGAUUGCCUGAUGUGCUGCCCUUUGCCAACAUCAUGCUGAAGAUGUGCACGGAGGAGCAGAGCAAUUGGUGGACGAAUGCGUACAAGAUGACGACUAAUGGCACGAUUGAGGACGUGGUGAAGGUGCGAACGGCAGUUCAGGACGGGCUUGAGGUGAUUCGGUGUGUGGGAAAUGCGCGGAUGGAUGCAAUGAUCGCUCUGAAGGUCGGUCACACGCUGCAGGAUCGCAUGGAGGGAUUCAAGAAGUCCGCCGAGAGGAACUACCUGGAGAAUCGCGUUGAGUUGCUGAACAGAUAUGCCGUGCGUCAGCUGAAGAGAUACCCAAGCGGGAGUGUUGUGUCCACCAGGAAGCUCUUCAAGUACUCUCCAUCGCAGGAAGCGUGUGCCAAUGAUGAGUUGGACAUGGAAGUUCUGGCCACGAAUGCGGUGAACUUCCUGGGAAAACUAUACACGGAUCGCGAGCGAUAUGACGAGUGUGUGGAGGAGCUGAGUGAGUCGAGUAUUGAAGGAGCGGCGUUCUUCGUGGCGGAGGCGAAUAAGAAAUUGGCCGCUGCCAAGACGCCUCAGCGUGACAGCACGCCAGUGGCUUCGCACGACAGUUCGGGGAUCGACAGUGCAUACAUCAAGCGACUGGUGCAGGCGGAAGUGCGCAAGCUCCAGAUGUACUCAAGCAGAGCGCACGAGGAGUCGGAGUAUGAUUUCCUGUCGGAUGAGGAUGCUCUGCAUGGCAGCGAGAGUGGUUUUCAUCGUCAGCGAAGAUCUGUCCUCACGGACAACACGCAGCAAUUGCAGCUGAUUCAGCAGAUGACGACACUCCUGAGCAAUCUCCAGCUGGACUUCAGUGAGGUGAAGAAGGAGCUGAGCGACGUGAAGGGACAAUUGUCGUCGCUGCAGGAGACUGUGGAGACGAAGGUGGCACAGAAGGAUACAGCUGCGAGUGUUCUGGAGGACAUUUAUCGGCUCGACGAUGAGGAGACUCGCCGCCAGCAGGAGAUCCCAUCGACGGAUUACUUUGGGAACUUGUACUCCAUGUACGGAUACUAUCCCACCGUGAGUGGCACUGCUGCUCAGCUGCUGCAGCAACAACUGCAGCGAAGUGCCGCCAUGUCGCUCCAUCAGAUUCCCACGACUGUGCCGACGGCAGUUCCUCUGUAUCCGGACACAGCAUCGUUGUCGGCAGCUGCUGGACUCAGUCUGAAUCCACAAUCGCCGCAGAUGCUGCAGCGACAGGCGCAAUUGUAUGAUACAACGCUGCGACUUCAGCAGUCUGUGAGUGAUCAGACGCCACAAUUGAUGUAUCCGACAGCCUCUCUGGCCACAGCGGCGGCCAAGAUGCAGAAUACGGCAACGACAGCGGAUCAGUAUCAGUACAGUAUGAACAAUUCGGUGGUGAAGACGUGGAACAGCACGUACAACAAUGCGCCGGUGGAGAAAUUGCCGCCGGUAAAUGUGGUGAUCACGAGUUCGGAUCCUCUGCCGACACACACGACCAUCUCCACAGCUCCGCCUCUGCUCAGUGUCACAAUUCCACCGCAGCACAUCAAGCAGAGCUCUGUGGUGCCAGAACUGUCGGCUGUGACACCGCCAAAUGCCGAUGUCGCUCAGCAGAAGCUCCAGGAAGACAGUCAAGUCGAUGCGGCUCUUCUGGAGGCUGAACAGAGAGCACUGAAGGCGUCUGAUGAGGAUGGUGAGAUUGUUCGCUUCUCCGGAGCGGCGAAACUCUUCCAUGUCAUCGAGAAGGAGUUGCUGGAGUGUGGCUUGGGUGAUUUGAAGAUCCUGCAGAACAAGAUGGAUCUCAAGCGCUAUCGCUUCUUCAUGCGACGUGAUCAGGGAAACAAAGUGUGUGCCAAUCACAUCAUUGCACCUGAGACGGAGGUGACAAUUGUCAAGGGCAAGGAUAAGACGUAUUCCUGGACAGCGACGGAUUUGGUUCAGGGAAAUCUGCGUUCUGUGAAGUUCUACGUGAAAUUUAAGACGUCAGAGUCAUCGGAGGAGUUCAAGACGGCUGUGGAGAAGAUCAAGAUGGAGCAGGGAGUGAAUAAGCAGGAGAAGACACCGCCACUGAGUGAUGCCAACAAGGUGAAUCCGCUGAGCAAGACGGUGUCAUUCAAUUUUGGCGAGAAGAAACCCGAUCCGGACAAGAAGAUCUUCCCGAAUCCCUUCAGUGGUUUCACAUUCGGGAAGCCCAAGGAGGGCGAGACUGAGAAGACGUUCAGCAAUCUCUUCACCGGCUUCAACACCAGCGGAAGUGAGAAAGUCGCCAGUGUGCUGAAUGAUUCGCGUGGCGACACAUCGCUUAAUAGAUCAGGAGAUGGAGAAGAGGAUGAAUAUGUGUCGACAGCUCAAUUCCAGCCAGUCAUUCCGCUGCCGAAGCUCGUGGAGGUGAAAACUGGUGAAGAGGAUGAGACGGUGUUGUUUGAGCACCGAGCGAAGCUCCUGAGAUUCGACAAGGAGUUGAAGGAGUGGAAGGAGAGAGGAAUUGGCAACAUUAAGAUUCUGGUGCAGAAGAGUGAUGCCAGUAAAGUGAGACUUCUGAUGAGGCGCGAGCAGGUGUUGAAGCUGUGCUGCAAUCAAUUGAUCACGGAGGACACGAAAUUCACACCGAUGCCGAACACAGAGACGGCUUUGACUUGGUAUGCUCAGGAUUAUGCGGACAAUGAGAUGAAGACAGACUUGUUUGCCAUCAGAUUUAAAACUUCGGACAUCUGCAAGGACUUCCACAGUGCUGUGCUGAAAGCGCAGGCAAAUCUCAAGGCGCCGGCGGAGAAGAAGACCGAAGAAGCAGCUCCAGUGAAGGCUCCAAUUGGAUUUGGUGAUGUGUUCAAGCCCAAAGCUGGCCAGUGGGAGUGCAAAGGAUGCUUCGUGAUGAAUGCUGCCAAUGUGACGGAGUGUGUGGCGUGCAAAGGUCCCAAAGAGGCGCCGAAGAAGGACAACUUCUCUGCCAAGGAGCUCACGUGCACCAUGAUCACUGGUCAAGUUGAGGCGCCCAAGGUGGGCUUUGGGGAUCAAUUCAAGCCCAAAGCUGGCUCGUGGGAGUGCAAAGGGUGCUUCAUUCGCAAUCAAUCCGACACGAAUUAUUGCGUGGCGUGCGACAGUCCCAAGGACGACACGGUGCCGAAGAAGAAUCAAUCUCUGAAUCUCAGCACACAGACAAAGUUCACCUUUGGAAUGCCGCCAAUCACUCAAGCUGCGCCAGCAGCGACUGUUCCAGCGACGACUUUCAGCUUCGGUUCCGCUCCGGCUGCCAAUGCGCCGAUUUUCUCCUUCCUGACGGCCACGAACACUGAGCAGAACGCACAGGAUGACAAGAAGCCUGACAAGGCGUUCAACUUUGUCUUCACCGCAAAGAGUCCGGGGAAGGUGAAGACGCCAGAGAGCACACCGGGAAAAGAUGGCAAGUGUGCGGAUGAUGAGGUGGUUCCUGAAGAGGAGAACAACACAUACUUCACACCUGUUAUCCCUCUGCCGGACAAGAUUGACGUGAAGACUGGCGAGGAGAAUGAGGAAGUGGUUUACUGCCAUCGAGCCAAACUCUACAGAUUUGCUGACAAGGAGUGGAAGGAGCGUGGCACAGGUGAUGUGAAGAUCCUGCGUGACAAGACAUCGAAUGUCCUGCGAGUGUUGAUGCGUCGUGAACCAAUUCUCAAGAUUUGCCUCAAUCAUCGACUCACGGAUGACAUCAAGUAUGAGAAGAAGGACGAGAAGUCCUGGCACUUUGCCGUUGAUGACUUCAGCGAGGGGGAAUUGGAGCCCAUGAAUUUCUGUCUGAGAUUCAAGACUGCAGACAUUGCUCAGGGAUUCCUGGAUGCCGUGCAGAAGGCGCUGGGUGAGAAAACUUCAGGAUCUCUGCCGAAUGGAGGAGACGCGAAGCCGGCUGAGGUGAAGGUCAAUGGGAGACUGAGUGGCGAGGCGGAAGAGGAGGAGAAGCUGCGAGUGAAGUUGCGACUGCCGGAGAGAUUCUUCGAGUACAAGACAAAGCCUGACUGCAGCGGUUGUCGCGGAUGCAAUGAUGAGGAGUUUGUAUUCGUCGAGGUGGAGAACAUCAAUGGUGAUCUUGUGGAUGAGAAUCCCAUUCCGCUGAAGUUGCCAGACAUCCCAGCAUCAUCACUCAUUAAGCAGGAGAAGACGAAGGAUUCGGUGGCGAAGAAUUUGUUUGGCACGCCAACAACGCAAUCGUCAUCCUUCAUCUUCGGCGGUGGCGCGAAGAGUUUCUCUUUCGGCACGGGAACUUCCAUCUUCGCGCCGACAUUUGCUGACACGAAGACAACCACCACAGCCGCGAGUGCGGGAUUCACGACAACCACAACUCCAGCAUCACCAUUCAGCACACCUUCGCUGGAUACGCAGAAGAAUAUCUUUGGAUCUGGUGGGAAGUCAGGCGAGAGUCUCUUCAAUUCCUCGUCAUUCUCGUUCGGAAACAGUGGCGGUGCUUCGAUCUUUGGAGGGAAUUCAACGGCCACGAAGACUGAGACUGUCUCGACGACGCCCUUCAGCUUUGCAACGCCCGCGACAACGACGAGUGGCAGUAUUUUUGGUGGCAGCGGCGGUGCAGCGUCGACGUUCAGCUUCGCAGCGGCGGCGAAGAGUCUGGAGACGAAGCCUGGAGUGAGUAUUUUCGGAGGAGCGCCGGCUUUUGGCCAGAAACUGGAGGAGAAGAGUGAGUCUGUGGUGAGCUCGGGCUUCACAUUUGGCAGUGCCGAGAAGAAGGAGCCCGAAGUGGGGAAGGAUAUUCUGAAGAUGGAUGAGAACUUGUCAUUCGCCAAUCUGGCCAAGAGUUCCAAUACGGAUGUAUUCAAGACGGCAGAAUCGACUGGUCAGAAGGGAUUCUUUGGCUUGUCACACAAUGAUGACUUCAGUCACUUUGGCGCUAGCAAGAAGAGUGAGGAAAAUGGCACAGGAAAUGAAGAUUCCAACUACGAUCCGCACUAUGAGCCCGUCAUCGCCCUGCCGGAGGAGAUCAAGGUGUCAACUGGUGAGGAAGAGGAGACGGUUGUCUUCAGUGAUCGAGCGCAUCUCUAUCGCUUCGAUGCGACAAACAAGGAGUGGAAGGAGAGAGGCGUGGGAGAUUUCAAGUUACUUCACCAUCCGGAGAAGGGAAGUUAUCGCUUCCUGCUGCGCCGAGAGCAGAUCCACAAGCUAGUGCUGAAUCAUGCCAUUUCGGCGGACUUCAAGAUUGCGCCCAUGAAUAAGACGGGCAGAUCGUUCUGCUGGGCGGCAAUGAAUUAUGCUGAGGAACCGGCGCAGACGGAGAAUCUGGCCGUGAGGUUCAAGAAUGUGGACAUCGCGAGCAAGUUCGAGAGGACUGUCAAUGAGUGCAUAAUGAAGGUGCAGGAGAAGGGCGAAUUGGAGCCGGAAGAUGACUGAUCCGGAUGAAUUUGUGGACGCUAGAGAUUAUUGUACUGUUUUUAGUUCUUUUCAUUUGUUCAUUUACGAGCUCUGGCUCUUGUCUUUAUCUUUUCACCGUAUCUUUAGAUUGAUCUUAUUGGAAUUUCUACACAUUACCAAUUCUGUUAGAGAGUAAAAACAACAAAAAAAAUGAUGAAAUAAGAAAGAAGAGAAAUUGCUUAAGGAA
Molecule: messenger RNA, 7283 nt
Organism: Phlebotomus argentipes
Lineage: Eukaryota; Metazoa; Arthropoda; Insecta; Diptera; Psychodidae
Gene: Nup358
Product: E3 SUMO-protein ligase RanBP2
Exons: 6
Coding region: 137-7075 (2312 amino acids)
Biological process (GO): intracellular transport
Cellular component (GO): cytoplasm; nuclear pore
Molecular function (GO): GTPase activator activity; protein binding
Source: RefSeq, a predicted model, not a curated record